CUCCUCCCCAAACCAACGACAGCAAGAAGAACAGGACCCUCAAUAUGGCUGUCACGGUGUCCUCCCCGCGGCGACCUUCCAGCUUCACUCCGCUCGUCCAGAAGCCACGACCCCAAACGUCACAUCCGUUACAUCACCAGUCAUUCGCAGCGUCCCCUAGGAUCCGGUCUGCUGUUGUAACGAUGCCGAGAUCUCACGUGAGUAUCGCGAGAUUCUAUGAUUGGUCAGAAGAUUUGGGAGAAUGUGUGUCCGUAUCCAAGUUCUAUAGAGACCUGGCUGUGGCCUCACAAAAACACGACAAAGUCAGGGCCAGACACAAAUGCUCUUCUAAUGGCGCUCACGUGAAUCCAGGGCGCAUGUUUCUCCGGGAUAAAGCCGGGCUAACGAAAGGAGAAAGGGAGAUAAUCGAAGGGAUUUAUAGAAACCGGGGCGACCUUCCAAAGGAAUCGGAAAAUUUUAAAUCUUACAAUUUUAAGGAUGAAUGGGAUUUCGUCAGAAGUCAUAAAGACGCUUGGAUGAUUGGGAAACAGCUACAAAGACAAGAUCUGAAAUGUGACCCGAGUUUGCACCUUAAAGUUCCUGAACAUUUAUUCAGUCGAUUAAGUGAAAAUAAAUCAAACUCAUCCGGAGAGAUGUGUAAAAUUUGUGAUGCCAAUCUUUUAAAUGACUCAGAUUUUGAUGAAAAUAGAACCUGUUUUCAUUGGAAGUCGAAUUAUCCAACAGCGCCACCUACAACACCGGAUACUGAUACACGGGAAUUUGAUUUUCCAGAACAAACGCAAAUAAAAAAGAAAUCCAUCCAAAGAUUCAAAUACGAACAAGAGAAACAAUCUGAUGAUCAGAGGUUGCGUGUUGUAAAAAGUGUGGACGAAUCAUUGCUCACUCCUAGAUCACGUGACAAAUCAGACAAAAAGAAAUUAUUCGUCAACGUGUUCCUACCCAGAAUUCCGUCGGAUGCUACUACGCAUGACUACCCCUGGAUUGUGGAUAGCAGGACAAGUAGUUUUUUGACAGAUUAUAGUCGUAAUGGCACGACUCCAAGAGUUUGUAAGACAAAGAACGAGUCUGCUUCUUAUAUGAAUGCACUCUCUGUUGCUCGCAACCAAAACCAGACUUCAAAAUCGCAACAUUUGACUUCAAAUAGCACUGGCUAUGAUUGAAACAUCGUGUGCAUUGGUGAAAGAUUUUAUUGUUUAUUUAUUAUGAUGUUAUUUAUUUUAUUAUUUGAAUUAUUCAAAUGCUUCUUUACUUGCCAAUAUGUUGAAAGUUGAUACAUGUAUUGAUUACUAAGCUCUAGUCAGCGAAAAUUAUGAGGAAAAUUUUCAGUAAAUUCCAAUGUUUCCUUUGUAAUUUCAUAAAAUUUUAAAAUUGAAAAUUAGUUCCUACUAUUUGUAAAAUUUAUAUUUUUUCACG
Molecule: messenger RNA, 1413 nt
Organism: Saccostrea echinata
Lineage: Eukaryota; Metazoa; Mollusca; Bivalvia; Ostreida; Ostreidae
Exons: 2
Coding region: 45-1160 (371 amino acids)
Source: RefSeq, a predicted model, not a curated record